GAAACCCUCGCCUAUAAAUCCUUGGCGUCCCUGCCUCUGCAAACCCUCUCGCUCUGUAGCCAGCUCCGCUUUCCUCUCAUAUCAGUAUUCUUCGUUGUUUGGGAGGAGCCACAAACCAAUUCUGCAACAUGAUCGUUUACCAGGAUCUCCUCUCAGGUGAUGAGCUUCUCUCAGAUUCAUUUCCAUACAAGGAGAUUCAGAAUGGAAUGCUGUGGGAAGUUGACGGAAAGUGGGUUGUUCAAGGAGCAGUUGAUGUAAACAUUGGUGCCAACCCAUCCGCAGAAGGUGGUGAGGAUGAUGAGGGCCUGGAUGACCAGGCCGUCAAGGUUGUUGAUAUUGUUGACACAUUCCGUCUCCAGGAACAACCUUCUUUUGACAAGAAGCAGUUCGUUACAUACAUAAAGAGGUACAUCAAGUUGCUUACACCAAAGCUGGAUGCGGAGAAACAAGAGGAGUUCAAGAAGAACGUUGAAGCAGCAACUAAGUUCCUGCUUUCAAAGCUGAGUGACCUCCAAUUUUUUGUAGGAGAGAGUAUGUCAGAUGAUGCUAGUGUGGUCUUUGCAUACUAUAAGGAAGGUGCAACUGACCCAACAUUUUUGUACUUUGCACAUGGGUUGAAGGAGGUUAAGUGUUGAGCAAAGAAGACAAAGGAUAAUUGUUGAAGUUUGAUUUUGUUUUUACAUGCAUAUUAGUUUUAGUUUGGAUUUAGAAUUUGCGUGCUUUAUUGCUUAUGAUGUCUCUGGCUUAUAUACUACUAUCCCCAGUUUUAUCACCUAUUGUGUAUUUUAACUUGCCUAAUUUUAUAAUUUAGUGACACUAUUCUAAGUC
Macadamia integrifolia is the source of this 828-nucleotide messenger RNA. Its product is annotated as translationally-controlled tumor protein homolog. Gene Ontology annotation, molecular function: calcium ion binding. Bases 129 to 635 code for a protein of 168 amino acids. NCBI's taxonomy places the organism in Eukaryota, Viridiplantae, Streptophyta, Magnoliopsida, Proteales, Proteaceae. Gene Ontology annotation, cellular component: cytoplasm. The record is from RefSeq and is a predicted model, not a curated record. The transcript has 5 exons.